This is a messenger RNA of Paraphaeosphaeria sporulosa, 888 nucleotides long. RefSeq lists its product as uncharacterized. The record is from RefSeq and is a predicted model, not a curated record. Lineage: Eukaryota; Fungi; Ascomycota; Dothideomycetes; Pleosporales; Didymosphaeriaceae. The coding region runs from base 327 to 848 and encodes 173 amino acids. The transcript is spliced from 2 exons.
AGGGACAACCCGCUCUCUACAUCGAUUGGAACCAACCCUUUAUAGGGGCACAUUCAUUACUGUUAUGGAUGAUCUAUGGCCGCCGUGUGCCAACCCCUUCUUCUGUCCCUGGUCGUUCGUGUCUUGUCUACGAUGGCUUAUUGCCGGAUUCACCAGAGCUCCUCAGCCUUUUCUUUAUCGUCCACGGCAAUCUUGCUUGCCAUUCUGUAUGUUCCUAUACCGCAAUGGUUACGUUUCGCAUAAUGUGUCAGUUGACGCUCAUUGUGUACCAUAAGCCGCCUGCCUCCAUGCGAUAGAGGGCCAAGCAUCACUGCACUGCAUUAGACAUGGUUUGCAUAUCAUUCGCUUGCAAGCACCACCAAAUAACGAAUCAAAAUCAAACACCAAAAACAUUUCAAACUGAAACCCAUUCGCUCCAUGUUUUUACACCUCCUGCCUGCUCGAGACGACUCCCCGCAUACGCAUACAUCCUGUCGUCCGACCUCACCAGUACAGUCGAUCUGUGUCUUAGUAGUCAUGCCGCUCCACCAAGUGGAGCUAUACAUUGUGCAAAUAAGAUAUUACGGAUAAAUUGUGCGCGCUGUCUGUACCUCAGUCACGCCCAGUUCUCUGGCCCUGCAGGCUGCGAUCCUCCAGAACAGGGAUGGCACACGAAGCGAAAGGGGGAUGCGCACGCACAUCCGCGAACUCUUCCCCCAUGUCAAUUUUCGGCUUGGCGGGAUUCCGAGCCUGGUUCGCAAGCCGAUGGGUUCAGCUUGGUGAGGAACCAAAGGCGGAUGGUUCGAGCGUGCCGUCUUCCUUUACGAGGUUGGGGUUGGGAUUGGGGGAGAAUUCGAGAAUUGCAGUAGGCCGGUAAGCGCUAUGUACCGUGCUGAUGGUUUGGACCUG